Colletotrichum orchidophilum is the source of this 1443-nucleotide messenger RNA. Its product is annotated as histidine acid phosphatase. Gene Ontology annotation, biological process: dephosphorylation. Gene Ontology annotation, molecular function: phosphatase activity. The coding region runs from base 1 to 1443 and encodes 480 amino acids. The transcript has a single exon. The record is from RefSeq and is a predicted model, not a curated record. NCBI's taxonomy places the organism in Eukaryota, Fungi, Ascomycota, Sordariomycetes, Glomerellales, Glomerellaceae.
AUGGGACUCAAGCACCUCCUGGCAUUGGGCUUGCCCAUCGUGCCCGCUGCCGCAGAGACCGUCCUCGGCAUCUACGUCUUCCACCGCCACGGCGACCGCACGGCGAAGAAGACGCCCCCCGUCCGCUUCACCGAUCUCGGCGCCUACGAGGUCUUCAUCUCCGGCCUGGAAUACGGCCGGCUCUACGCCCGCAACAACGCCACCUCCCAGAUCCGCAACUUGAGCGCCAAUGACGUCCUCCCGGAGCAGCUCUCCGUCACCUCCCCCGUCGACGUCGUACUGCAGUCCUCGGCCAACGCCUUCCUCCAGGGUUUCUACCCGCCCUCUGGCACCGUCGAGGCCCUCGCCAACGGCUCCAGCGUCGAGGCGCCCCUCGGCGGCUACCAGUACGUCCCGGUCAACGCCGUCGCCACGGCCUCCACCAGCACGAACGCCGAGAGCAGCGAGUGGCUCCAGGGUGGCAGCGGCUGCGGUAAAGCCGUCGUCAGCUCAAACAACUACUUCUCCUCGCCCGAGUACGCCGCCCUCGACGCCCAGUCCCACGACUUCUACCAGAGCCUGCUGCCCGUCAUUAACGGCACCUUUGGCGCAAAGGCCGCCACGUUCGAGAACGCCUACACAAUCUUUGACCUCAUCAAUGUCGCGAGGAUCCACAAUGACAGCAUCCCCUCGUCCUCCCUGCUCACCAACGCCACCUUCCGCACGCUGACGGACUACGCAAACAUCCACGAGUGGAACCUCGCGUACAACGAGAGCGACCCCAUCCGCGCCAUCGCCGGCAGUGUCCUGGCCGGCCAGAUCCUUCAGGCCCUCAAUGCGACGCUCAAGGACGUCGCAAAGAGUUCCUCCGUCAAGGCCAGCUUCCAGUUCGGCGCCUACGCCAGCUUCUCGUCCUUCUUCGGCCUCGCCCAGCUGCAAAAGGUCUCGGCCGACUUCCAGACCGUCGUCGACUAUGCCUCCUCCAUGGUCUUUGAGCUCGUCACAAACGCCACCACCGCCAGCCCCGCCGCCGACGACGUCGCGGUCCGCUUCCGCUUCGCCAACGGCUCCGCCGGCAUCAACAACCUCACCGUCUACCCCCUAUUUGGACGCUCCGAAACCGUGCUGCCCUGGAACACCUUCGUUACCGAGAUGCGCCAGUUCGCCGUCGAAGACACAAAGUCCUGGUGCACGGCCUGCGGCAACUCGACCGGCACGUGCGCCACUGCGCUAGGUCUGGACGGCAGCACCGACGACAACGGUUCCGGCUCGAGCGGUAGCAAGGGAGGCGUCUCGACGCCUGUCGCGGGUGUCAUUGGCGCGUUGGUGACGCUGGUCGUGAUCCUGGGCUUCCUCGGCCUUGUCAUGCUCGUCGGCGGACUGCGGCUGGUCAAGAAAUCCAAGAUCGCUAAAGACGUACCCGCCGCUUCUGCAGUGGAGCAGACUGGCGAUGCCAAGCACUGA